Salvelinus sp. IW2-2015 is the source of this 666-nucleotide messenger RNA. RefSeq lists its product as uncharacterized. NCBI's taxonomy places the organism in Eukaryota, Metazoa, Chordata, Actinopteri, Salmoniformes, Salmonidae. The transcript is spliced from 2 exons. The record is from RefSeq and is a predicted model, not a curated record. Bases 1 to 666 code for a protein of 221 amino acids.
AUGCGUAAACUACCCAGCGAGCACAUUUGCCUCCAGACUCCCACCAAGCCUCCAAACCCCUACCAAAGCCUCGAACCCCUUACAACUCCGAACUCCUCACCAAGCCUCCAGACCCUCACCAAGCUCCAGACUCCUCACCAAGCUCCAGAUCCUCACCAAGCCCCUAGCAAGCCUCAGACCCUUACCAACCUCCAACCCCUUACCAAGCCUCCAGACCUACCAAGCCUCCAGACUCCUCACCAACGCUCCAGACCCUCACCAAGCCUCCAGACCCCUUACCAAGCCUCCAGACCUCACCAAGCCUCAGACCCCUUACCAACCUCCAACCCCUACCAAGCCUCCAGACCUCUCACCAAGCCUCCAGACUCCUCACAAGCCUCCAGACUCCUCACCAACCCCUACAAGCCUCCACGCCCUUACCAAUCCUCCAAGCCCUACCAAGCCUCCAGACUCCAGCACCAACCUCCAAGCCCCUCCAAGCCUCCAGACUCCUCACCAACCACCAAGCCUCUAACCUCUCACCAGACCCCUCACCAACCUCUAGACCCCUCACCCAGACCCCUCACCAACCUCUACCCUCACAACCCUAGCCAAGCCUCUAGACCCCCACCAACCCCUAGCCCCAAGCCUCUAGACCCCCACCAAGCCCCUAGCCAAGCCUCCUAG